AUGAAGCCUCCACAAAAAUUCCAAAGGUUUCUGUACAAGCACUACAUUCAUGUUUUGGCUUUCAUUUUUGCCAUCGAGGAGAUCAACAGGAACCCACUUCUCUUACCCAACGUGUCUCUGGGAUAUCACAUCUACAACUCCUACCACAGUCAUCAGAGGACCUUGGAAGGCCCAGUGCUUUGGCUGUCAGGAGGGAGAGAGGAAAUUCCUAAUUAUAACUGUGAGAGUCAGAGCAAAUCUGUGGCAGUUGUUGAAGGAAUUACAUCAGCAUUUGUUCUUCAGCUGGGGACAUUACUGGAACUCUACAAAUUCCCACAGAUUAGUUAUGGUCUGUUUGACCCUUUACUGAGUGACAAAGAACUACUUCCAUCUCUGUAUCAGAUGUCCCCCAAGGACUCAUCUUUGGCUCUUGGUAUGGUGAAAUUAUUGCUGCAUUUCAGCUGGACUUGGGUAGGACUGAUUGUUUCAGAUGACAUGAAAGGUGAGCAAUUCCUCUGGGAGCUGAAAGAAGACAUGGCCAGAGAAGGUGUCUGUGCAGCAUUUACAGAGAAGGUGUCUACUGCUGAAAGAUUUAUUCCCUUUUCAAAUUGGGUGGCCAUGCCCAAUAUUGAUAACCCAUCAAUAAAUGUGACUGUUGUCUACGGUGAUACUGACGCACUAACAGCCCUGACCAUUCUGAUAAUGAACAGUUUGGAUACUUGGAAAGUGUGGAUCACCACCUACCAGUGGGAUUUCACCACAAAUGGGGAAAUUUUCCUGCUUAAUCAUUUCCAUGGGACUCUCAUUUUAUCGAAGCAGAGCAGAGAGAUUCCUGGCUUCAGACAGUUUCUUGAGACAGUUAACCCUUCUAAAUAUCCAGAAGACAUUUUUCUUAAAAAACUGUGGCUCUUUUCCUUUGAUUGCUCUUUGUCUGGUCCUGACUGUGAAACACUAGAAGACUGUCCACUAAAUGCUUCAGUGGCUUCUGUGCCUUUGCAUUAUUUUGACAUGAGUACAUCUGAUUUUAUUAAGACUACCUAUGAUUCUGUGUAUUCUGUGGCCCAUGCCCUCCACGAAGUGCUUCUUUUAAAAACACAAGUGGAAUCUGAGGAAAAUGCAAACCCACUGGUAUUUUAUCAGUGGCAGCUUCACCAACCACUGAGAGUCAUUCAAUUUACCAACAGUAUUGGAGACCAAGUGACCCUGGAUGAAAAUAGAAACUGUGUUGCUCAAUAUGACAUUCUGAACUAUUGUAAUUUGCCUUCUGGUCUCCAACAUCUGGUGAAGGUAGGAAAAUUCGUCCCCCAGGCUCCACAUGGUCAAGAGUUAACUAUACACAAGGAAAUAAUAGACUGGGCCAUCGGAUUUGAAGAGGCUCCCCUCUCUGUGUGUAGCACAAGCUGUGGUCCAGGAUUUAGGAAAACCCCACAGGAAGAAAAAGCUGUAUGUUGUUUUAACUGUAUCACGUGCCCAGGGGCUGAGAUUUCCAAUAUGACAGAUUCUGAUGAUUGUACAAAAUGCCCAGAUGACCAGUAUCCAAACAGUGGGAGGAAUCGCUGCCUCCCAAAGGCUGUAACCUUCCUGGCUUAUGAAGAUCCACUGGGGACAGCACUGGCCAGCGUAGCUCUUUGCUUUUCUGCCCUCACAGCUGUGGUUCUUGGGGUCUUUGUGAAGCACAGACACACCCCCAUAGUUAAGGCCAAUAACAGGACUCUCAGCUACAUUCUCCUCAUCUCCCUCUUCCUGUGUUUCCUCUGCUCCUUACUCUUCAUUGGCCGACCCAACACAGCCACCUGUAUCCUCCGACAGAUAAUAUUUGGAAUCAUGUUCACUGUGGUUGUUUCAACCAUAUUAGCAAAAACUAUCACUGUACUUUUGGCCUUCAAAGCCACAACACCAGGGAGAAAGACUAGGUGGUUUUGGGGAUCAAGAAUAUCUAGCUCAGUCAUUUUCAUCUGCUUCUUUAUCCAAGCAACUCUCUCUGGAAUUUGGCUUGGAAUUGCCCCUCCAUUCAUUGAUAUUGAUGCGCACUCUGAGUAUGGACACCUCAUCAUCGAGUGCAAUAAAGGCUCUGUCAUUGCCUUCUACUGUGCCCUGGGAUUCAUGGGCUCUUUGGCCCUAGUGAGCUUCAUCUUGGCUUUCCUGGCCAGGAACCUGCCUGACACCUUCAAUGAAGCCAAGUUUUUGACCUUCAGCAUGCUGAUGUUCUGUAGUGUUUGGAUUACCUUCCUACCUGUGUACCAUAGCUCCAAGGGGAAGGUCAUGGUGGCUGUGGAGAUAUUCUCCAUCCUGACUUCCAGUGCUGGGAUACUAGGCUGUAUCUUUGCUCCCAAAUGUUAUAUUAUUUUAAUAAGGCCAGAUAGGAAUACCCUGCAAGGCUUAAGAGAAAAGACCAAAUUUUCGCAUUUAUGA
Molecule: messenger RNA, 2391 nt
Organism: Miniopterus natalensis
Lineage: Eukaryota; Metazoa; Chordata; Mammalia; Chiroptera; Miniopteridae
Product: vomeronasal type-2 receptor 26-like
Biological process (GO): G protein-coupled receptor signaling pathway
Cellular component (GO): plasma membrane
Molecular function (GO): G protein-coupled receptor activity
Source: RefSeq, a predicted model, not a curated record